AUGAGGACCUACGGGAACUUGAAGGAUCAAACUGUCGAAAUCCUGCUACCUGAUUUCGACUUCGAUCAUACAGUCGAAAGGAGGUUAAGUUCAGUUUCAGGUCUCGUCAUUUGGGUUUACCAGGUUGCUUUUGGUCGAGUUUUAAAUUCGUUGUAUCCGUAUAAUAAGCCAACAAAUGUGGUUCUACCGAAUCUGAACGAUUCAUGUACCUGCAUUGUCAAUCUUCAAAGUUCUCAGAAGACUUACAAAGCGGUGCUUGAAUUAUAUGUUUUGUUUCAUGGAGAAGAUGAAUUCUGGUACAUGAAUCCUUUAGGUUCGUAUAUAGAAACCAACCAUUUGGCCACCGAAAGAGCUCACGGUGCAUACCGUGAAGUAUUGGUGACGAUUGACGGUCAAUUAGUCGGAUCAGUGGUUCCUUUCCUGGUGAUAUUCACCGGCGGAAUCAAUCCUCUGUUUUGGGAGCCUGUUGUCUCCAUUGGAGCUUUUGAUCUUCCUACUUAUGAUAUCGAUUUCACUCCGCUUCUAGGGAUUCUUUUAGAUAACAAAAACCAUCCAAUCGGGCUUUAG
This is a messenger RNA of Lactuca virosa, 567 nucleotides long. NCBI's taxonomy places the organism in Eukaryota, Viridiplantae, Streptophyta, Magnoliopsida, Asterales, Asteraceae. The record is from the annotation of a GenBank genome assembly.